AUGGGACCCUCCAGGGAUUGUGCACCCAAUGCCGCUGCCAAUACUACAUUAGCACUCGAUUCAGCUAACCAUAUUGCUGAUGGAAUUCCAUUUUAUGACCAAUCUGAUAUUUCUACCGUUAAUACCAACAUCGAUUUUAAUAUUCCGAGUACCACUCUUCCUAUGCCUUCGUGCGAUGGCUCUCCUUCAAUUUCAGCAACGGCAUCCAAAAUUACUUCGGCUUUCGCAUUUGCAGCUGAUCUACACAAUAUUGCAAAACGAACGCCCUCUGCCAAGUCCUCAGCGUCUACGGCCUCGCGGAUCACAUUGGUGAGCCUAGCCAGCACAGGUAGCCAUAUUGCUGUUGGCCGUGGCCCCCAAGUCAGUCAUAUGGCCGCCAAUCCAGUAAAUACAGUAAACAUAUCCAUUGAAGUUAGUAAUGGCAAGAACCGCGAUCACUUGACAAAUCGGCCGUUUAGGCUCCGAACCAGGACGUUGGCCAAAAACUCAAGUGUCGCUUUGGCCACCGCUGCUACUGCCAUUGCAAAUCUCAGCGGAGGUUGCACAGGAAUGCCACUGGGAGUGACGCGAGCUUCAUCAGCUGCCUCGGUUCAUAAUCACUCGACCCAGAUGCAGACGCCCGUUGCUAUCUCUUCAUCCAGCCAGCAGGCAUUAUUUACCACCACUUUAAGUAGGUCAGAGCCUGCUGGGGCUCUAGGUCUGUUUAAUUUUUUACCUUAA
Protopolystoma xenopodis is the source of this 720-nucleotide messenger RNA. The record is from the annotation of a GenBank genome assembly. NCBI's taxonomy places the organism in Eukaryota, Metazoa, Platyhelminthes, Monogenea, Polystomatidea, Polystomatidae.